GCAGCAGGCGGGAGGCGUCAUUGCGACCCCGUGCUUCAGCUUCGUCGAAACAUAUGGCUACACCAUACCUGCUACUAUCGUGGACGGAGCGAAUGAAACCGUAUAAAGAAGCUCCAGUCCGUUUCCAAUAACAGCUCCUACUCACCAUCCACCCAUCCAUCCGAUCACCAAGGCCAGCCAGCAGCAGCCUCUUCCUUCUUUCCAGUGCAGUGCAGUCACAUAUCCGGUCUUUUACCACCAGUCCCGCCCAAAAUGCGUCUCUCAACAGUAUUCACCCUCGCCUUCGCGGCCUUCGCCUCCGCGACCCGCAAAUGCGGCACGGUCGAGCCCUCCGCCGAGUUCAUGGCGAGCUCCAACGAGGUGAUGACCAGCUUCGCCGUCACCGACGUGCACGCGCAAGCCAUCGUGGUGCCCGUCUACUUCCACGUGCUGCGCAGUGGCACCGCCGUGUCGCAAGGCAACAUCGGCGACGCCGCACUCUACGACCAGCUGGACGUUCUCAACGCGGACUACGCAUCGGCGGGGAUCAGCUUCAACCUGCUGGGGAUCACGCGCACCACCAACUCCGCCUGGUACAACGACCAGGCGGAGUCCGCCAUGAAGGCCGCGCUGAGAAAGGGCGACUACGGCACCCUCAACGUUUACUUCCAGAACUUGAGCGGCGGCAUCCUCGGGUACUGCUACUUCCCCGAGUCUAGCCCGUCCGCGGCUACCAUCCGCACCGACGGCUGCUCCGUCCUCUCAACUACUGUCCCCGGCGGCUCCGCCUCGAACUACAACCUUGGACGCACUCUGACUCACGAGGCCGGCCACUGGUUUGGCCUGUACCACACCUUCCAGGGCGGGUGCACGGGCGGCGACAGUGUCUCUGACACGCCGGCGGAGGCGUCGGCCGCGUCUGGCUGCCCGACCGGACGGGAUACCUGCUCGGCAUCCGGCGUUGAUCCCAUCCAUAACUUUAUGGAUUAUUCUUACGAUUCUUGCAUGUACGAGUUCACACCCGGUCAGGCGACUAGGAUGAACACCUUUUACAACAACUACCGUUAAAGCGGCUGCUGUCCGUGGCGGUGGCACA
This is a messenger RNA of Tricharina praecox, 1075 nucleotides long. Its product is annotated as metalloprotease 1 precursor. The record is from RefSeq and is a predicted model, not a curated record. The coding region runs from base 253 to 1047 and encodes 264 amino acids. NCBI's taxonomy places the organism in Eukaryota, Fungi, Ascomycota, Pezizomycetes, Pezizales, Pyronemataceae. The transcript has 3 exons. Gene Ontology annotation, molecular function: metallopeptidase activity.